Molecule: messenger RNA, 574 nt
Organism: Leptosomus discolor (cuckoo roller)
Lineage: Eukaryota; Metazoa; Chordata; Aves; Leptosomiformes; Leptosomidae
Source: RefSeq, a predicted model, not a curated record
UACAUGUCCAUUGGAACGCUUCGUGAUCAAGUCAUCUAUCCAGACUCAGUGGAUGACAUGCAUGAGAAAGGCUACCAAGAUCAAGAUCUGGAGUGCAUCCUGCAUAUGGUUCAUCUGUACCACAUAGUUCAAAGAGAAGGAGGCUGGGAUGCCAUCAUGGAUUGGAAAGAUGUCUUAUCAGGAGGAGAAAAACAAAGGAUGGGCAUGGCUCGAAUGUUUUACCAUAAGCCGAAAUAUGCAUUGCUGGAUGAAUGCACGAGUGCUGUAAGCAUUGAUGUUGAAGGAAAGAUAUUCCAAGCUGCAAAAGCUGCUGGGAUAUCGCUGCUUUCUAUAACACACAGACCUUCUCUUUGGAAGUACCACACUCACUUGCUGCAGUUCGACGGACAAGGCGGCUGGCGUUUCGAGCAAUUGGACACUGCUAUCCGUUUAUCACUGAGUGAGGAAAAACAGAGACUGGAAUCCCAACUUGCAGGAAUUCCUAAAAUGCAGCAGAGACUGAAUGAACUGUGUAAAAUCUUGGGAGAAGACUCAGUGCUUAAAACAAUGGACAAAGAGGAAUAAAUAAUUUAUG